CUCUCUCUCUCUCUCUGUUCUCUGUACUUUCCUCUCCCUGUUUUUAAUCUCUCUCGAUCUCCCCUUGAGCAAUCCCCUUCCUUCCUCCUUCCUCUUCCACUUUCCAUUACAAAUCUUACCCACCCACCAGCCCACAGCGCUUUGUUCAGAGCCUCAAACCCCUCUCGAAAAACCCCUGGAGAGAAGGAGAAAAAAAAAAGGUGCUCGCCGAACGAGUUCGUAUACGCACUCAAUCAAGAGCACGAUAGUCUCGGAGAGAGAGAGAGAGAGAGAAGAGAUAAGAGAGGGAGGGAGGGAGGGGCAGUGUCUGUGUUCUGGGCUUUGUUCAUUGCUGAGAAAGGGUCGUGCUAUGAAGACUCUUGUUGUUCUGCUCUGAUAUUUCGAAUUCGUCUCUCGCGCGCUCUCUCUCUUUCCUUUCCCCUUUCUUUUCCCUUGGGGGGUGGCGGGGGAAUCGCCGGAAGCUGCCAUGGCCGGUAGUGAUGAAGUCAACGUCAACGAAUCUAAGAGUGUCGUCCCCCUCAACACUUAUGUCCUGAUCUCCAACUUCAAGUUAGCGUACAAUCUCCUCCGCCGCCCUGACGGGACCUUCAACCGCGAAUUGGACGAUUUCCUCGAACGGAAGGUCCCCGCGAACACCAUACCGGUCAACGGGGUCUUCUCCUUUGAUCAUGUGGAUCGGUCCACCGGGCUCCUCAACCGGGUGUAUUUGGCCGCCCCAGAAAACGAGGCCCGUUGGGGGAUGAUCGACCUCGAGAAGCCCCUGAGCACCACCGAGGUCGUCCCGGUUAUCAUUUUCUUCCAUGGAGGAAGCUUCACUCAUUCCACCGCGAGCACCGCCAUUUACGAUACGCUGUGCCGGCGGUUUGUGAACAUCUGCAAGGCCGCGGUCGUUUCUGUAAAUUACCGGCGAUCGCCCGAAUACCGGUACCCAUGUGCCUACGAUGACGGGUGGGCCGCCCUCAACUGGGUCAAGUCGAGACCGUGGCUCCAGAGCGGGAAGGACUCGAAGGUCUAUGUCUACCUGGCUGGAGACAGCUCGGGUGGCAAUAUCGUGCACCACGUAGCCGUGCAGGCGGCCGAUGCGGGAGUCGAGGUUUUGGGGAACAUCCUCCUCCAUCCUCUGUUCGGCGGCCAAGAGAGGACGGAAUCGGAGAAGAGACUGGACGGGAAGUACUUCGUCAGGGUUCCCGAACGCGAUUGGUACUGGCGAGCUUUCCUCCCGGAAGGGGAAGACAGAGACCACCCGGCGUGCAACCCCUUCGGCCCGCGGGGCCGGAGCCUCGAGGGGCUCCAGUUUCCGAAGAGCCUCGUGGUCGUGGCGGGGUUGGAUCUCCUCCAGGACUGGCAGUUGGCCUACGCAGAAGGGCUCAGCAAUUACGGCCACGAGGUGAAGUUGCUGUACCUGAAGGAGGCGACGAUCGGCUUCUACUUCUUGCCGAACAACGACCAUUUCUAUCGGCUCAUGGAGGAGAUAUACGAGUUUGUCCAUUCUUACUGUUAAUACCGGCCUCUUCUUCGCCGUACAUCACAGCAGCUUGACAUUUCAGACUUCUGGUAAUUCUUUUGCAGCGACAAUGGUGUGUAGCUAUAGCUAUAGGGGCUGUGCGAUAUUACUUACCCUUCUUUUUCUACCAUUUUCACGUGGUCGGUUUGAGGAUUCUGUUGCGGCGGAGGAGAUUCGGUCUCUCCUCUGUUUCCGAUCUGUGGAAGAAGCUGACACUGAUGUGUACAAUUCUGGGAUGGCUCAAAUGGAUCGUUUUGGAAAAACUUGCAGGACUCACUGCUUGGGAAUCAUCUUCGGACAUUGAAUGUGCGAAUCGUCUCCCGGUCCGGUCCGGUCCGGGCUGCGAUUGGCUGGUCAGUAUAGCCGGAGGCACAACAUUUGGUUGGUUCCGAUUCUGUUCCCGAGUGAGAGGAGUAUGUUGCUAUUGUAAUCACUGAUUCAGAAAACCCAAAAAAAAAAAAAAAAUUUCCUUCAGAUUACUUCGAUUCCACCAUGCUGUGGAGUUGUAUGUUAUACUUGUGACCUAGAAAUGAAAAUACUUGUUUUUUUUCUUU
This is a messenger RNA of Rhodamnia argentea, 2058 nucleotides long. Its product is annotated as gibberellin receptor GID1B-like. Gene Ontology annotation, molecular function: gibberellin binding; hydrolase activity. The record is from RefSeq and is a predicted model, not a curated record. Gene Ontology annotation, biological process: raffinose family oligosaccharide biosynthetic process; positive regulation of gibberellic acid mediated signaling pathway; floral organ morphogenesis. Gene Ontology annotation, cellular component: cytoplasm; nucleus. Bases 467 to 1501 code for a protein of 344 amino acids. Lineage: Eukaryota; Viridiplantae; Streptophyta; Magnoliopsida; Myrtales; Myrtaceae. The transcript has 2 exons.